Molecule: messenger RNA, 1854 nt
Organism: Brienomyrus brachyistius
Lineage: Eukaryota; Metazoa; Chordata; Actinopteri; Osteoglossiformes; Mormyridae
Gene: aldoab
Product: aldolase a, fructose-bisphosphate, b
Exons: 7
Coding region: 4-1161 (385 amino acids)
Biological process (GO): fructose 1,6-bisphosphate metabolic process; glycolytic process
Cellular component (GO): cytosol
Molecular function (GO): fructose-bisphosphate aldolase activity
Source: RefSeq, a predicted model, not a curated record
UGUAUGACAAGCAGUGUGCCACAGAAACACACAGACCCCCUUUUCCCCUCCACUGCAAGGACCAGAAUGCCUCACGCUUAUCCCUUCCUCAGCCCUGAGCAGAAGAAGGAGCUCAGCGAUAUUGCUCAAAGCAUUGUUGCUCCAGGCAAAGGCAUUCUUGCAGCUGAUGAAUCUACAGGCAGUGUUGCCAAGCGCUUUCAGAGCAUUAAUGUCGAGAACACUGAGGAGAACAGGAGGCAGUACAGGCAGCUUCUUUUCACUGCGGAUGACCGCGUGAAGCCCUGCAUUGGUGGUGUCAUCUUCUUCCACGAGACCGUCUACCAGAAGCAUGACAGUGGGAAGCCCUUUCCCCAGCUCAUCAAAGAGAAGGGCAUAGUGGUUGGCAUAAAGGUUGACAAGGGUAUGGUUCCCCUGGCAGGAACUAAUGGAGAGACCACCACCCAGGGAUUGGACGGGUUGUAUGAACGUUGUGCUCAGUAUAAGAAAGACGGCGCUGAUUUCGCCAAGUGGCGCUGUGUGCUGAAGAUCUCUCCCACCACCCCUUCUCACUUGGCCAUCAUGGAGAAUGCCAACAUCCUGGCGCGAUAUGCCAGCAUCUGCCAAAUGCAUGGCAUCGUGCCCAUUGUGGAGCCUGAAAUUCUCCCUGAUGGAGACCAUGACCUGAAGCGCUGUCAGUACAUCACUAAGAAGGUCCUGGCUGCUGUCUACAAGGCCCUGUCUGACCAUCACGUCUACCUAGAUGGGACCUUGCUGAAACCCAACAUGCUGACAGCUGCCCACUCUUGCUCACACAAAUAUUCACCCCAGGAGAUCGCCAUGGCUACUGUCACUGCCUUGCGUCGCACCGUACCGCCUGCAGUCUCAGAUAUCACAUUCCUGUCUGGAGGCCAAAGUGAAGAGGAAGCCACCAUCAACCUGAAUGCCAUAAACCAGUGUCCCCUGCACAAGCCCUGGGCGCUGACCUUCUCCUUUGGCCGGACCCUGCAAGCCUCAGCACUCAAGGCAUGGGCUGGCAAGAAGGAGAAUGGCAAGGCCUGCCAAGAAGAGUACAUCAAGAGAGCCCUGAGCAAUAACCAGGCCACUUUGGGGAAAUAUGUUUCUUCUGGGGACAAGGGAACUGCCUCCGGAGAAUCCUUGUUUGUGGCCAACCAUGCCUAUUAAAUGCCAUCUCACUCAUGCCCACACUGCGCUGCUUGCCUGCUGCUUGCCUCUUCACAAAAACGGUCAGCUAUAGCCCCAUUUUUUCUCUUACUGAUGUUUUUUUUAAUACUUCUCUUCUUUUUCUACACUUUUGGUGCCAGUGUCUCUGUGUCUCAGAAGUGUUGCGACACCCACUUCCUGUUCUGGAUUUGCCAACUGCAGUUUCCUCCUUUACUCUUUCAGUUCAAGAAACGUUUCCUAAUUGGAUACAAGCCUAGUGGUGUGGUAAAUACAGUAUAGCGGAAAAAAACGUGCCUGUAACCCUUUCUUAUAAUCCAGAAAAAAUGCAGUCACAUUCAGUAAGUACAGUCAACUAGACAUUAUUGUCAUACUAUCCUAUACAAGUAUACAAGUAAUCAGUGGUAUGAUAUAACAUUCCCUCAGGAGCACGUUGAAACAUACAGACAGCAAGUGACAAAAGAAGAGAUUCACGGUCAUGUGAGUAUGCAGUCAAUGGAAACAAUGUAGCAGGAUAAGACUGACAAUAAAUAGUAAAGUGUCCAGUUGCAGGGGGGAUGGGGGGGGACUUGUAUUUGCCCUCCAUAAAUGUGACUGCAACACAGUGUUGCCCAUAGUAUAAGCCCAGUGCAAAAACGUCCAUGACAGUACAUGGUCAUGGCAUUAUGUGAAAUAAAUGUAUCUGUACUUCUCGUC